UUACAUUGAAUAAUUUCAGGUUAUGUUGCUGAGUAUGCCUGAAUUGGAUGAGAUCUACCAGAAGUGUUGUCUACUAGCCGAUGAGAAGGAAGGAAGUUAUGAUGACCGUGACAGAGGUUUUGUACAUCCCACUCGUCUUGUCAACUUCCUCGUGGGUCUGCGAGGAAAGAAUGAGACCAUGGCCAUCGGUGGUCCCUGGAGUCCUUCCCUGGAUGGGCCAAAUCCAGAGAAAGAUCCUACAGUUCUUAUCAAAACGGCAAUUCGUAAUUGCAAAGCUCUAACCGGAAUUGAUUUAACCAACUGUUCUCAGUGGUACCGCUUUGUGGAGAUUUACUACCAUCGGGCUGAGACCAUUCAUAAGGGGAAGACGGUGCCUGCUCGUGUUGAAACCGUGGUACUUUAUCUGCCAGAUGUGUGGAACUGCCUGCCGACUCGUCUGGAGUGGGAUGGUCUCCUCCUCGACUAUAAGAAACAGCUGGAGCGUCUCCUCAACCCGGACGACGAGGCAGAGGGAGAUGAUAAGGACACCAGUGUUGGAGAGAUUCAAAAGAGAGAACCGAGUCACUAUUCUCAAUUAGAUCCUAAGAUUAUGAAGGUGCAUGAUCUUCGUGAAGAGUUGGAGGCUCGUUCACUGUCGACUAAAGGAUUGAAAUCUCAACUAUCUGCUCGGUUGACAAAGGCUUUGAAGACUGAACAAGAAAAAGAAGAAGAGGCUAAUGGUACAAAGAGUGACGGUAAAUCAGACAAAUCUGAUAGUAAAAAUGGAAAAGAUGAAAAGGAUGAAGAGAAGAACAAAAAAGAGGAGGAAGAGAAAAAGAAGCUUGAUGAGAAAGAGAAACAGUUGUUAGAGAAGCGAUACACUUUGCCAGAGAAGAGCCACAUCCUGGCACACCCCUCUCGGAUAGCUAAGUCUGGAAAAUUCGACUGUACUGUCAUGUCUCUGUCCUUGCUUCUAGACUACAGACCUGAGGAUUCCAAGGAACAUUCCUUUGAAGUGUCGUUAUUUGCAGAACUUUUCAAUGAAAUGCUCAUGAGAGAUUUUGGUUUUCAAAUUUACAAGGCCCUAGUAGAAGUUCCUGAAAAGCCAAAGGAAGAAAAGGAAGACAAAGACAAGAACAAGGACAAGGACAAGGAAAAAGAAAAAGACAAAGAUAAAGAAAGAGAAAAAGAAAAAGAUAAGAAAUCAGACAGAGACAAGAGUGCUCACAGCGAGAAAAAGGAGGACAGAAAAGAUGAUAAGAGGGAUGAUAAAAAACAGUAUGAAGAAGAAGAUAGUAAAAAGGAUAGGAGAGAUUCAGAUAGAAAGAAGAAAGAGAGGGUGAAGGUUGUGACAGUGGACCCUUACUUACUUUUGUCUUUUGUCUACUUUGACCAGACACAUUGUGGUUACAUAUUCGACAAGGACAUCGAAGAGCUGCUUUUCACUCUUGGACUCAGUUUGUCUCGUGCUCAGAUCAAGAAACUAGUCCAGAAAGUCAUAUCCAGGGACUCGUUACACUACAGGAAACUUACAGAUAAGCCUAAGGAUGAUCCUACUGCAAAACAAAAUGGAGCCCAGACAACUGAGGAUCUCAUGACUUUAGCUCUUGGCAACAAGCGUCUGUUCCCCAUCUUUGAAGAAGCUGCUACUCCCAGCAAACGUAGCAAGAAAGGCUCUGACAAGAAAGCUGAAACCCCAGAACUUCCAAGUGGUUUUGUGAUGUUCAAUGGAUCAUUGCUGGAUAUUAAUAAGCUACAAUCACAGUUUAAACGCAGUGAAGAGACUCGUGUUAAGACUGAAAAAUUGCUGGAGAAGCUUCGAUCUGACAAUGCAAAUCUGAAGGAGACAACCAACCGAAAUGUGGCCACAAUCAAGAAACUUAGUUCUGAACUGAAGGAUUUCAAAGAAAGACUCACAAAUACGAACUCUGAAUUGUGCACUAUGGAUAGUAAAACCAAGUUAUACUUCGCAGCAAUGACUGAAAUUUAUGAAAAGCUGGGCCCGAUUCUUGCUCAAAAACCAGUCGUUAAAGAGGAAAUCAUUGAAGAUGUCGAAAUGGAGGAUGCUAUGGAAAAUGCAAAUGCUGAAAAUAAGCAAGCAGCAAAAUUGGAAAUGAAAAAGGAGAUUUUUGAAAAAAGUACCCGUAAGGUAGAAAAGGAUGUAGAAACUAAAUUAUUAUCUCAAGAAAACACAAACAAUUCAAAUGUUGAGGCACAGAAAAUAGAAAGUAAAACUGAAGUAAAUCAUAAGAAAGAAAAUGUGGUAACAGAGAAAACUGAAACUGAUUUAGUUAAAGAAAAUACAAGUGUAAAAGAAUCUAACCAGGAAGACAAGAACAAAAAACCUGUAGAUGGGGAAACUGAAGAAAAACCAAAUCAACCUGAGUCAAAAGCUGAAGUUGCUGUAGAAAACCCACCUUCUACUCCAGAACCGAAAAUAGAGACAAAAGUAACAGCACAGCCUAGUAGAUCUUCUCCUAGACAAUUAGGUAUGAAAGCAGAGAGCCAGACAACAGUUGCAUCUCCAAAUGAAUCAUCUCAGACGGGCAAAGAGUUGUCAUCUGAUUCCAAAGAACAACCUGCAGAAACCAAAGUAGAUGAAAAAUGUUCAUCAGGAACAACGUUAGAACCUAAACUAGAAGAAAAGCCAUCUCCAUCGGUACGGAAUACAAGGUCUCGAGAAAUUAAGGUGGAAGAUAAGAAAACGCCAGUUAAAAAGUAAUGCUGUGUUUAGAAAAUGUUAUCAUAAAUAUGUGUACUAAUUUAAUUUUAAUAGGACAUGUUAGAAAGAUUGGACAUUUAUUUCUAUGAUUAAGGAAUGAUGAGUUAUAUUUAGUAAACUUAUGUGUUAUAAGUUAUUUUGUAUUAAAUGCUGGUAAAAAAACCUAAAAA
This is a messenger RNA of Homalodisca vitripennis (glassy-winged sharpshooter), 2871 nucleotides long. RefSeq names its product cell division cycle and apoptosis regulator protein 1-like. Gene Ontology annotation, biological process: regulation of DNA-templated transcription. The transcript is spliced from 14 exons. The record is from RefSeq and is a predicted model, not a curated record. Lineage: Eukaryota; Metazoa; Arthropoda; Insecta; Hemiptera; Cicadellidae. Bases 23 to 2701 code for a protein of 892 amino acids. Gene Ontology annotation, cellular component: nucleus.